UUCAACAAUUUAUUUUACAGGGUGUGAUUUUUGAGGACAAAGAAAAAUUGUCUUUUUAAUAAUUUUAAUGUAUUUUCAAGCAUUAAAACUAUGCUUAACAAUAUCAGUAACAAUUUUAGAAGACUCUUGACCAGUUUAAGUUAAGAACCCCUUUUAAAUCCAGGUACAAAAAGGGUUUCUUGAACGACGCAAAUACGACAGGUUUUUAAGUUUCUUUAAAUAAUAUUUAAAUACGAUGGAGACCAAUUACGUCGCUAUCAAGGAUAUGCGUCCGGGUCUUAAGAACAUAAACGCAGUAUUUAUAGUGCUCGAAGUUGGACUUCCUACAGUAACCAAAGAGAAUCGUGAGGUAAGAACAGUUAAAGUAGCAGACGGGACAGCCUGUAUAAACGCCAGUAUUUGGGACGAGGCAGGAACAUUACUGAUGCCAGGAGAUAUUGUUCGUUUGACUAAAGGUUACGUUUCAAUCUGGAGAAACUGUUUAACAUUGUAUACGGCAAAAGGAGGUGAAUUACAGAAGAUAGGAGAGUUUUGUAUGGUUUUUAACGAACAACACAACGUCUCCGAACCGAAUUUGUUCUCACCAAUUCCUACAGGAGUGUCUACAGCGAACAAUUUACCUUUGAACAAUGGUACGAAUAAUGGAGCUGGAAGAGUGGGGCCAUCAGGACAACAGGCGGGGUCAGGAAUACCUGUAACGACAAGCAGUACAUCACUACAACACAACAAUACUUUAGGACCAGUUAAAAACGCAGCUAACAGCACAAAUAAUAUACCUAGAGUGACCAGUGCUCCUAGUACAGCAAGUAAUAGCUCUAGCGAUGCUAAAAGACAGCGGGGGUCAAGGGGAGGGCAACAUAGGAAUCGGCACACCAGGACUUAGUGUGGUUGUGUAGAUUUUAAUCGAUUUGAGACGAUGUUUAUAAUUUUCUAUAUAGCUAUGUACUUGAGAAGGAUUCAUUUUGGCUCUGAAUUAUUCAUUGUGAUGUUUUUUUGAAUACUGUGACAAGGUUUGGUUACCCAAAAAACCAAACUAAUCUAUUAUUUAAUUAAUUUUAAAUUAUGUUUACAUGGUCCAAAAUUAUAGCAAUAAAAUUUUUAAAAAAUUGUCAGGGUAACGAGGAAAAUUUUUCUAAUAUGUUUUUUACAUAAAAAUGAAUUCACUGAAUUCUUCAAAAGUUAGGAAUUACAUUGACAUUUAAUUGUAUUAUUUUGUCAGUUUUCAAUUUUGAAUCAAUUGCCAAAGCAAAUAUUGUUUAUGCUUGUCAAUACAACAAUUUUAAUUAUUUUUUUGUAAAAAAAUCUAGGAAAUAAG
Sitophilus oryzae (rice weevil) is the source of this 1315-nucleotide messenger RNA. RefSeq names its product SOSS complex subunit B homolog. Lineage: Eukaryota; Metazoa; Arthropoda; Insecta; Coleoptera; Curculionidae. Gene Ontology annotation, biological process: response to ionizing radiation; double-strand break repair via homologous recombination; mitotic cell cycle checkpoint signaling. Gene Ontology annotation, cellular component: SOSS complex. Gene Ontology annotation, molecular function: DNA binding. The record is from RefSeq and is a predicted model, not a curated record. The transcript is spliced from 2 exons. The coding region runs from base 236 to 883 and encodes 215 amino acids.